Messenger RNA from Tigriopus californicus, 951 nucleotides. RefSeq names its product pickpocket protein 28-like. Gene Ontology annotation, biological process: sodium ion transmembrane transport. Gene Ontology annotation, cellular component: membrane. Bases 108 to 839 code for a protein of 243 amino acids. NCBI's taxonomy places the organism in Eukaryota, Metazoa, Arthropoda, Copepoda, Harpacticoida, Harpacticidae. Gene Ontology annotation, molecular function: ligand-gated sodium channel activity. The record is from RefSeq and is a predicted model, not a curated record. The transcript has 6 exons.
UUCGUGGACCACCCAUCUUCACUCAAGCGGGAACGUGCUUCGUUUCCACUGAGGAGGUGUGGGAAUUCUACCCAUUCAUCUUUAGCUCCCUGAAGUUUUGGGUGGACAUGCUCACCAAUGUGACCCUAGAGCCAAUGAUCAUGUUUCGGGGUUCGGGAGCCAUCCAGCAAUUCGGAGCCCUCUAUGUGGUGAGUUCCACGGAUCAUCCCUUCGCUAAGCUCAUGCAAGCUCCCUUGAGAGCCAUGCCAGGAACCGUGUCCACUAUCGGAUUAACCACGACCAUUACUGAUCGGCGACAACUUCAAGCGGAUCUAUGCACCUUUAAGAACGAGAGCUUCGAGAGUCAAUAUGGGAUCGAAUACUCGAAGCUCAACUGCGAGAUCUUGUCGAUUGCCAAUGACUUUUCUGGAUGCAGUGUCACGCCUUACUAUGGCCUCAGCGAACAAGACAAUCUGCCCAUUUGCACACCGGCCUUGCUUCAAAAAGAGAACUUCAGCAUCCGGAAAGAGAGCAGGGUCUCAUCUGAUUCGUGCAAAUAUGACUGCAUUCAAAGUGAUUUCCGAGCCGAGGUCACCACGGGAUCAUUAUUCGUCAUGGAAAACGUCGAAGAUCGACAUAGUGAUCCAUUGAACAAAAGGGACACAAUCGUGCUGGAAAUGCACAUGAAAUCGUUCGAUUUCGAAAAGCAAAUUCAGUACUACGACUCGUUUCUGGAUUUUCUGUCGAAAAUUGGAGGCUGGCUGGGAUUGGUGUUCGGAGCCUCGAUCAUCUCGUUCUUUGAGAUCUUCUAUUUCCUCAUUUAUCUCUUAAUCAAGCUUGUUAGUAGACACUCGCCCUAAUUGGCAUUAAUCCCAACAACCACUACACGUCAUGAAAGCGCCAGUUGUCAUUUAUUUGUGGACUUGCCAAGAAGUGUCCACAAAUCAGCAGAGACACUUCACAAUGCCUGAU